This is a messenger RNA of Trichosporon asahii var. asahii CBS 2479, 789 nucleotides long. RefSeq lists its product as uncharacterized. Gene Ontology annotation, cellular component: ribonuclease H2 complex; nucleoplasm. Bases 1 to 789 code for a protein of 262 amino acids. Gene Ontology annotation, biological process: RNA catabolic process; ribonucleotide metabolic process. The record is from RefSeq and is a predicted model, not a curated record. NCBI's taxonomy places the organism in Eukaryota, Fungi, Basidiomycota, Tremellomycetes, Trichosporonales, Trichosporonaceae. The transcript has 3 exons.
AUGCUGCGUUCGCGAGCUGACCACCAGAACGAUCGAACGGCACCCUUUCAGCCCCUGCCCGAUCUGCUCUCGACCGCCUCCUCGUCUGCGCAAUGGGGCCUGAAACCCGCCUUUGCGCCGAGCGCAGCAGUCGAGGGCUGGAAUAAGGACAUGGCCCGUCUGACCGAGCUGCCCGCGUUCGUUGCGGCAUUUAAGGCGUGCUGUGACGUGAAGCGUGAGUUUAUCUGUCCUCUUCUCUCCUUCUUCGACGGCUGUAGUGACGGGGCCAAGCUGACUCCAGGUGUCGGCGGCGAGCUGCCCUCUCCUCCUCCAGAAUCAGCGGAGAGCAAGGACUCCAAGGGGGAGGGACAGGUGUACUACCGGCCGUCGCGCGAGGUGAUUCUGAAGGUGCUCCGACGAAAGGUGACCCACGUAGCGUCCCAUUUCGAGGAAUUUGACCACCUCGUGCGCUCCCUGGGACGAGACGGCCUUCUCGGCGCGGACGCGGACGCCAAACUCGUCGAGGCCGCCAUCGACACGCUGGCAGCGUACCUGCCCACAUCUGUCGUGUCGGACCUGACCGACUCGUACGACCUCCUCCCGCUGAACGCAUACCUGGCCGACCGGGCCGCUGCUGCCGCCGCCGCUGCGGCGCCAAUAGUCAACGAGAAGAAGACUGCCUCAGGCGCAACGAAGCGGAAGGCGCAGCCUGGGAGUCGCGGCGUGGAGGCGCUGAAGAAGGUGAAUACAAGCGGUAUGGCCAAGAUGACGUCGUUCUUCAAGCCGAGGGAAGCUAAGGAGAAGAAGUAG